CUUGAAAUCAGCUGAAUCUGAAACACACUAUCUACCAUCUUUUCUAUUAAGACCGCACAAUCUGUGGCUCGAUCAAGUAAAGACCUGAACGGAAUUGCCGUUGAAAACAGUUCCCUGCCUGACUUACGCCACUAUCAACACCAGCUCCGUCGUGCAUAAGGCGAAAACAGAUUUGCGCAGCAUCGUGUUGUACCUGAUUUAUAUACCAGCAGCGCUAUGGACACCAGCUUCGAGAGCUUCAUCAACACUUUGACCUCGGUCAAUGCCAGUUAUGCAGCCCCACCAACCUUCAGUAACCUCAUCAACAGCAACACAUUGAACCUGUACAAUGCCGCCACAGCCACCGCGGCGCCGGGAAAUCUCAUGAUUUCCCCGUUUUCCAUCUUGUACGCCACCAUGCUGAUGUACAUCGGCAGCAGCGGCAACACUAAAUCAAACCUGGACUCCGCGCUUCAGUUUACCCAGAUAUACAACGGCGACAAGAGCGCCGCCUUAACGGACUUUUCCCACGCCCUUUCCACCGUGAAAUCCGUCAGUGAUCCACAAGAUGCGUCCAAAUAUAUGAUUGUGUCCGUCAACAACGGCGUUUUUGUCGAUCGGACCAUGAAGCUAAAGCCCGAUUACGUUGAGAAUGCUAAAAGCAAGCUGAAGUCUCUUGCUGAGCAGAAAGAUUUCCGGGGAAAUUCCAGUCAAGCACGAACGGAAAUCAACAAUUGGGUGUCCAACAAUACCGGGGGAUUAAUUAAAAAUUUGUUAUCUCCGGACAGUGUCAAUGCAAUGACAAGAGUUGUUCUAGUCAACACGGUUUACUACAACGCCACCUGGGCUAGCGAAUUUGACAAGGAGGACACUGAGAAACGCCCCUUCACUAAUGUGGAUGGAACGGAAGUACAAGUGGAUAUGAUGAUCAAAACGGACGGAUUCCUUUUUUCCCGUGAGCGAGAUUUGAAGUUCACCUACGCGGAACUCGACUAUUACAACGGCGAGACGUCCAUGCUGAUUGUGCUUCCCGAUAGUUCUCAAAGCCUGCGAGAUGUAGAGAAGAAGCUGACGGCGGAUGGGCUGAUGAAGCUUAAAAGUGAAGGUCGCAAACGAAGAAUGCGUCUGGUCCUGCCUAAAUUCAAAACGGAGUCGAAGUUCGAUUUGGUGCAGCUCCUGCGCCAGACCGGUGUGGAUGAUGCUUUCAACGGAGGCAAAGCCAACUUCGCCGAUAUGACAAGCGAGCGCGGUCUGUAUUUCGGAUCCGGCGUGCACAAGACAUUCAUCAGUGUGGAUGAGCAAGGAACGGUGGCUGCGGCUGCAUCUGUGCUAUCCGCAGGUCGUUCGUGGCCAAUGGAGUUCGCUGCCAAUCGUCCGUUUCUCUACGCGAUUCGCCAUAAUCCAACUAACUGUCUGUUGUUCAUUGGCAAAGUGGAGAAAUUUUAAACAUAAUAGGUUACUGGCUGCAUUUUGCAGUUUCGGUCCGGUAUGAAUUACUGUAUUACCCUGCUUUAAGAUUAGACUGCCUUUUCCUCCUGAAAUUCGAAAGAUCAACAUAGCGUGCCAGUUAAUGCACAUGUACCGGCAGGUGCCACUUUUCUUUUACAGUCUUGUCAUUUUACCACCUACUUUUGCUUGAAAGCGUUUUCCAAGAAUUCUGUGCCAAGCAUUGCUAUAGAAGAGUACGAAAUAAACUCUUGCUGUACUGCACACAAUUAAAUUCAAUAACUAUAA
Paramacrobiotus metropolitanus is the source of this 1713-nucleotide messenger RNA. RefSeq names its product serpin B10-like. Bases 217 to 1425 code for a protein of 402 amino acids. The transcript is spliced from 3 exons. Gene Ontology annotation, molecular function: serine-type endopeptidase inhibitor activity. The record is from RefSeq and is a predicted model, not a curated record. Lineage: Eukaryota; Metazoa; Tardigrada; Eutardigrada; Parachela; Macrobiotidae.